CAUACCGGACAAGCUGGUGUGCUUGUCACUACAACUGGAAGGGAGCACGCGUUUUCGACAGCUCGCACGAGCAACCUGCAGCCGUGCGUUGGGGGUGCACCGUGCAGGCCCCUGUACAUCCCGCGCGUACUGGCCGGCCUGGCCCAGCAACUGAUGUCGGCAGUGACGGGCCUGGGCUCGCUCUUCGACGUCCAGAGCGGCGCCGUGCACGAUUGGUGGGGCUCCGAGACUCGCGACUCGUACACCAACUUCAGCCUCUGCUUGGCGCAGCAGUACAACGCCUCGCUCAGCGGACUCUUCGUCAGCUCCCAAUACAGCACGCUGACCGCGGAGUCCAACGUGCGCGACAACGCCGCCGUGGCCUUCCUGAGCAAUAUGUACACCAGGCACCUCAAGGAGCGCGGCAUCAAGGGGAACUUCGUGCUCGCCAACCUGCCCAACGUCACUGCGCAGCAGCUGUUCUACACUUCGUACGCCAUGGGCUUCUGCGAGAAUUCCAACGAAGGCUACGCGCAGCGCCAUGUGAAGACCUCAACCGUGGCACUCACAAAUCACCGAGUGAACAUCCCAUUGGCGAACAGCGAUGGCUUUGGCGACGCCUUCCGGUGCCUUCGGGGGACGCCGAUGAACCCGCACGUCAAGUGCAAGUUCUGGAGGUUCCAGUAAAAAAAAAAAAAUGCACGCAGUCGUGUUUCAAUGCCCAGUAGAACCAUAGUGAUAUGAAUCGUGUAAUUUGUAGUAAGCGUACGAAUGGCCUCGUCCGAGUUGAGCUGCUCUACGCAGGUUACUGGAAAAGAAGACAAUCGAUGGUAGACGCAGCAGGACACGACCUCGUGAAUUAUCGGUGCGAAGAAGUCACUGCAAACGCCGCCAACCUGCACAUCUCCCGAGUGGAUGGCACAGGGCGGUUCUUGUUCAAAGAUUUGGCGAUAUGUUGAAGACAGCCACGAAUACCAAUCGUUUAUAAAGUACGGACAAAAUAAAUCGCAGCACGAGCACCCUCCCAGACCGGUACUCGCAGAAAAAGUAAAGCUAUAACUUGUCCUCAUGGGUAGGUGCCAACCAUUUGUGAUGCCAGACGCAUUAGCGAAAGCGACUGGUCAAUAACAAAUGGCAUGAAAU
Messenger RNA from Dermacentor andersoni, 1122 nucleotides. Its product is annotated as neprilysin-21-like. Lineage: Eukaryota; Metazoa; Arthropoda; Arachnida; Ixodida; Ixodidae. The record is from RefSeq and is a predicted model, not a curated record. Gene Ontology annotation, cellular component: plasma membrane. Gene Ontology annotation, biological process: protein processing. Gene Ontology annotation, molecular function: metalloendopeptidase activity.